Messenger RNA from Calypte anna (Anna's hummingbird), 2350 nucleotides. RefSeq names its product polycomb group ring finger 6 (gene PCGF6). Lineage: Eukaryota; Metazoa; Chordata; Aves; Apodiformes; Trochilidae. The coding region runs from base 51 to 1034 and encodes 327 amino acids. Gene Ontology annotation, biological process: regulation of transcription by RNA polymerase II. Gene Ontology annotation, cellular component: PRC1 complex. The transcript is spliced from 10 exons. The record is from RefSeq and is a predicted model, not a curated record.
GCAGCCGCCGGUCCCGCGUUUGCCCCACUCCCCGCCUCCCACCCCGAGCCAUGGACAUGGAGGUGGACGUUGGCUCUGUGGUCUCGGGGCUGUCGGGCGGGGAUGGAGCGGGCGUGGGCCUGGCCGGUGAGGACCAGGAGACGGAGGGGGCUCCCAGCUGUUCGGGGUCGCGCUCCCUCCCCUUCGAGUUCGAGCGGAGCCGCUCGGGGUCCAGUGGCGAUGAGGACGACGACGAUGAUGAGGAAGAGGAGGAAGAGAUGGAGGAAGAGGAGAUCGAGGGCGACCCGGGGGCUCGGUUUGGGACGGGCGACGGGGAAUUGGAUGCGGAUGACGACCGGGAGCGUAUGAUAAACCUCGCAGAGUUGACCCCGUACAUCCUGUGUUCCAUCUGCAAAGGUUACUUUAUUGAUGCUACAACUAUUACAGAAUGUCUGCACACCUUUUGUAAAAGCUGCAUAGUGAGACACUUCUACUAUAGCAACAGAUGUCCAAAAUGCAAUAUUGUUGUACAUCAGACACAGCCCCUUUAUAAUAUCAGACUGGACCGGCAACUGCAAGACAUAGUCUAUAAAUUAGUUGUCAAUUUGGAGGAAAGAGAGAAAAAACAAAUGCAUGACUUCUAUAAAGAAAGAGGAUUAGAAGUGCCCAAACCAGCUGUCCCACAGCCAGUUCGAGCGAGCAGAGGAAGACCCCGAAAAGUUCUGGGCUCUGUGUUCCGGAUCCCACCAGAACUUGACAUCUCUAUACUUCUGGAGUUCAUUGGAGCUAACGAAGGCACAGGGAAUUUUAAGCCUUUGGAAAAAAAGUUUGUGCGUGUUUCAGGGGAGGCAACAAUUGGUCAUGUGGAGAAAUUCCUCAGAAGAAAAAUGGAUCUGGACCCAGCUUGUCAGGUAGAUAUAAUAUGUGGUGAUCACCUGCUAGAACACUACCAGACACUGAGGGAAAUUCGUCAAGUCAUAGGAGACAGUGCAGUACAGGAUGGUUUGCUCGUACUGCACUACGGAGUGGUAGUAGCUCCAUUCACUGUAACUUAAAGAUUGCUAGAAUAUCAGAAAUCAAAAGAAUCCAAAGUCAUCAGGCUUCUUCACUGCUGUUUCUCACCAAAGAAGGCCAUCAUAUUUCCUGUGACAGGAAGCAAGGAACCACCACUAACUGCAGUAUGCUUGUAAUUUAACAUCUGACUUUACCACUGUAAAAAAAUUACAGCUUCUGUAAGUACAGCUAUGGAUGUUGCUAUGCUUUGUGUUAGAAAUUACUGUCUUCAAAUUUCACUCAGCUCAGGGAAUUUAAAAGCUCAGAGUAGCUGCAUUUUUUACUUUCUAAACCAGCAAGGUUUCACAAGCUGAACAGCCAUUUUUUCCUCUUAAGCUAUGAGAUACUGCUUUCUUUCUAAGUGUCUAACUAGACCAGUGCUCUCAGGGAUGAUCUUCAGUGGGCAGUAUAGUUUAUCUGGGAGAGGAGACAGUCAUUUGACUAAAAAAAAUAAAUGUGCUGUGAUCAUCUGUCUUCAGAAGUGAUUUGGGGAGAGGAAGGAAACUUUGGAAAUGCAGACCAAAAUAGAACAUCAUAAGCAUUGUUUUUGAGAAGUAGCAUAAAAUUCUGUUGUCUUUUGCACUGGAAAUAUUUUUGCUGGUAGUUUGGCUUAUACCAAAUGGUGGAUCAUGCAUCUCUAUAGAGAUGAACUGGCUAUAAGCUGGUUGAACUAUGCAUGAAAAAUAAAAGUAGCAUUUCUUUCUACCUGCUUGCUGUAUGUAAAAUAAUCACUGUCAGCCUGAUUCUGCUGUCAUGUAAAAUGGGCCAACUGACUUGACUGGCAGAAGCAGAAAUCCUGUAGCACAUAUAUUUCUAGCAGCAGUGAAAGUGAGUGAAAACAGCAGCUUUUUUUCACUCUCUCUAAAGUGUACGAGUGUAUUGUAGUGGAGACCAGGGUUGACUAAUGUAAUACUUACCUACCAGAUUCACAGAGGACAUUAGGUAAAUUUUAACAUAUUAAAAUUUUAGGUUUUGUGACAACUGUAGUACUUCAAAUUGUGUUUGGUUUAAGAUUUCCAUAGUGUCUUACGCAGCGUUAAGGACUGGAGCUUUAUGUGUUACGGUCUUGCUGCACAUUGGGUCAUCAGUGUGGGGAGUCAUGAAAGCUAUCAUUCCUUUACAGCAAACUCCCUCCCUUCCCUGGAGUCAGUGAAGGGAGAGGGAGGAGAUUCCUUUGUAAGGUGUCUCAGAGCACCCAAGUUAGCUAAAAUGCACUUGCUCACUGUCAGCCUGGGAGGACUGGCACCCUUUGUCUAAAGAAAGCUUUCAUGAAUCCUUCUUCAGGUCUUUACAGUAUAUGCCAAGUUUUGUCAGUGAG